AUGCCGUCGCCUCAGAAUGUGCGUCGGGCGGUCUUAGCAGCUGCCGUGACUUCCGUGACCAUUGCAGGCACGUUGUACGGGGCUGGCUUAAAAACAAAUGAGGAGAUUGCCGAGAACACCAAAAAACGGCAAGAGGCGACCUUCGAUGAGCAAAUGGCAGCUCUCCAAGGCAUGCGCGCGAACCUGACAGCCCGGAGAGGAAUGAUUGAAACUCAAAUCCGAGAUUUGGACACCAGAAUCCAAGAAAAGAAACAAAGAAGUGCAGAGGGCAGUGACAAAGAAAGAUCUCAGGACGGCCAGUGA
Molecule: messenger RNA, 303 nt
Organism: Penicillium odoratum
Lineage: Eukaryota; Fungi; Ascomycota; Eurotiomycetes; Eurotiales; Aspergillaceae
Exons: 2
Coding region: 1-303 (100 amino acids)
Source: RefSeq, a predicted model, not a curated record